GAUAAAAAGGGAGCCUAUGUGAAAAUAAAGUGUGAAAUUGUUUUCGGUAAUAUCAUCUUCAGUUUGGUGUACAGUUGAUUGAAAGUUUUCUCGGUAAUACCCAGUGAAAAUCGCUCAAUGCGAAGUCGCGCCGCGUACAUCGAGUAUAUAUGUAUACGAUUUCUUUCCAGCCAAAGGAAGAUUAAAUCGUGCGCGAUCUACUUUAUGACAUCCAAUAUCUGUGUAUAUUACGAGUCGACGAAUGGUUUUCCUCGAGUCUCCUCGUUUGUCGAAAUAUACCACACGCAGAAAGACCAGGUUCAGAAGAAAGCCAGGCUAAAAGAUAUUUUCUCUCCGGAUUUUGCCGUCCGAGGAUGCCGGCCAGGAAAGACCGUCUUAAUGUCAGAGGGCGAGGUCCGCGGCCUUUGCCUCAAGUCACGGGAGAUUUUCCUUCAGCAGCCGAUCCUGCUUGAACUGGAGGCGCCGCUUAAGAUUUGCGGCGAUAUUCACGGCCAGUACACCGACUUGUUACGGCUAUUCGAAUAUGGCGGUUUCCCGCCAGAGGCGAACUACUUGUUUCUCGGCGACUACGUAGACAGGGGCAAACAAUCGUUGGAAACGAUAUGCUUGCUGCUCGCUUACAAGAUCAAGUACCCGGAAAAUUUUUUCUUAUUGAGGGGCAACCACGAGUGCGCCAGCAUAAACAGGAUAUACGGGUUCUACGACGAAUGUAAGAGAAGAUACAACAUCAAACUAUGGAAAACGUUCACCGAUUGCUUCAAUUGUCUACCGAUCGCUGCGAUCAUCGACGAGAAAAUAUUCUGCUGUCAUGGCGGCCUCAGUCCAGAUCUUCAGCAGAAUAUGGAACAAAUCAAAAGAAUAAUGCGUCCGACAGAUGUACCUGAUACUGGCCUUCUCUGUGACUUGUUAUGGUCCGAUCCAGAUAAAGAAGUCCAGGGAUGGGGCGAAAACGAUAGAGGUGUAUCUUUCACAUUUGGACCAGACGUGGUGUCGAAGUUCUUAAAUCGUCAUGAUAUGGACUUAAUAUGUAGAGCACAUCAAGUAGUCGAAGACGGUUACGAGUUUUUCGCGAAACGACAAUUGGUCACCCUGUUCUCCGCGCCAAAUUACUGCGGGGAGUUCGACAAUGCCGGAGGAAUGAUGAGUGUUGACGAAACUUUAAUGUGCAGUUUUCAGAUUUUGAAACCGUCAGAGAAGAAGGCUAAAUACCAGUACUUAAGCUUGAAUACGGGUCAAGCCACAAGACCAUCUACACCACAAAGGAAUCCAGCCAAAAAGAAAUGACAGCCUUGUACUCGGUUUUUCCUUCAUUUAAGGAAGCUCGUCGACAAGGCGACAAAAUUUUUAUUAAGGCGCGAACAUUAAGAGCAUAACAUUGUAUGAUAUGUUCUAUCACUAACUAGCGGUUAUGCCAAACAGAUGAAUAGUAAAAAAGAAAAAAAAAAACAGGAAAGAACGGGUGAGACACGUAGUGGUAUUUGUGAUCGUUAAAGACUUUAAUAACAAAAGGCAGAUUUAAUUUCUUUUCUUCGAGUAUGAUUUAAAUAUAGCAUUUUAAGUAAUUAUUAUUAUGUUGACUGAUUAGUGAUUAAAAGGUAAUCGUAUAUCGAUAGAACUCGCCCGAGUGUGCUUGUUACGAAAAGUUUAAAAACAAACAAAAACCAAAAAACAAAAAAAAAAAAGGACGGUAAUUCUGACUUCGCUAAUGUUUUUUCGUGAGUAUUACUUUUCAUAUUUUAGCACGAAGACGCCAAGGGAAAGGAGUAAAAUUUACCUCUUUCCUGAUUUACAUCUGAUUAAGAUAAUUAAUAUGAUAAUAAAAAAUUAAUACUUUCUUUUUUCAUUGGAUUUGGAUCAAGGAUCACUUCUCUGUUCUCUGGACAAUUAUGUAGCUAUAUCUUCCAGAUCCGAAUGAUUCUUUUAUUGCCAUUAACGUUUCCAAGAAAUUUCCACAUUCUCAUUUUGACUAUUUAUUGCUUCCAUGUUCAAUGUUCAGUGUAAUUAUUAGAUAUUGCUGAUUAUUCCACUUACUCUUAUUGCCAUCGCUUUGCAGCUGAUUUGAUUAGAAUUGUUUAAUGAAACGCGCUGUAUCAUGUACAUAGAUAUUCUUUCAUUUCGCUCUACGUUUAUUUUUCCGUUUCUUAUAUUUUUCUUCGUUCGCGUUAAGUCGUAUUUCUAUGUACACACACGAUUAAAUACUUAUUUUAGUUUUCAGUAUUCCAAACUAUCGACAAUAUGUUUCAAGGUAUGUUGUAGAAAUGUUAGAUUGUUUAUUCUCUAUGAACGAAAAAUCAGAGAAAAAACAGAGAACCAGUAUUUUUAAGAUGAUGAUUUUAUGCAGAUUAUUAUUAUCGCCUUUAUUCGAAGGACAUAUGCUCGAACGAAACAAAUGGGUAUUAAAGAAAAUUAAAAAGAUAUUAAUUCAAACGCAAAAUAUAAUUAUUAACGAGAUAUAUGUAUUAGCACUUUGCGUGUAAGAAGAAGAAUCUCAGUCGUUGAGAGAUUUUUAAUCUUGCGAUGAAAUAGAUCGAAUACAUACGUAUUACGUAUAUUAAAACUGAUUUACAGGCUAUCAAAUCGUCGAAAUGCAAUUAUUAUUGGCUGAUAAAAAAAAAAAGCCCUUGGAUGAUUGCCAUUUAUAAGAACGUACUAUUUCACUUUCAGAUGUUUUCGUCGCUUUAUUGUUUCGAAUGUAACUCGAUUACGUAAUUAAUUGAUACGAGGCAAUAGGCAGCAUUUAGUACUGUACUACCUAAUACGUGCUUUGGUAAAAUAGUAACAUACACCGUAUUUCAUUUUUGUUCGUACUUCGUGAAACAUUUAUUCUCUUCGAAUUGUUUUAAGGAGAAUCCGUUCCUUGCAAUUAAGUACGAGUUAAUAUUUCUGUUAUGUUGUGCAAUAUAAAACGUAGUUCGCAUAAAUGAAAAGUCUUUUAGAAAGUAUCGGAAACGAUUUGAAUACCAACGUCUAUAGGAGAUAAGUAUCUAAGAAUAUUUACGAAGAGUACAUUAAAAUGGAAACAAUACACUAUUUGAAAAAAAUCGAAAAGAAAAAAUAAAAAA
Messenger RNA from Bombus impatiens (common eastern bumble bee), 3062 nucleotides. RefSeq names its product serine/threonine-protein phosphatase PP1-beta catalytic subunit. Bases 118 to 1284 code for a protein of 388 amino acids. Lineage: Eukaryota; Metazoa; Arthropoda; Insecta; Hymenoptera; Apidae. Gene Ontology annotation, cellular component: cytoplasm; nucleus. The transcript has 6 exons. The record is from RefSeq and is a predicted model, not a curated record. Gene Ontology annotation, molecular function: protein serine/threonine phosphatase activity.